GGACUUUAAAAAGCCCUUUUCUACAUCUCCUGCUAGGGUUUUGUCUCUGUCGACUACUACUGACUUCUUCUUAGUCCAAUUAAUCGACACACGCAUACCCACACCAGCAGCAACAAUGGCGGCUAAAGUCCAGAGGAUUAUGACUCAACCCAUCAAUCUGAUCUUUCGGUUCCUUCAGAGUAAAGCUCGAAUUCAGAUUUGGUUGUUUGAACAGAAGGACUUGAGGAUUGAAGGCCGUAUAAUUGGGUUUGACGAGUACAUGAAUUUGGUACUUGACGAGGCUGAAGAAGUCAGCAUAAAAAAGAAGACCAGAAAGUCUCUAGGCAGGAUUCUGCUGAAAGGAGACAACAUCACCCUCAUGAUGAAUUUGAAUGCGGGAAAGUAACGAGAAGUAGCAAUCUGCACAAGGGACGCUGAAAAGAAAGUUUAUGGUUAAGCAUUGUGUCGAGUAAUUCUAAGUAGGGACUUGUAUUAGAACUGAUCCAGUUUGGAUGUUGAUGUUUUUAGAAUUUGUAUUUUUGUAUGCACCAAACUGCAAGAAAUAUGUCAAGAAGUAUGUUUUCACUUUAUGAGUGAAUCUUAUUGGAAAGUUGCAUUUUGCGUAAA
Messenger RNA from Erigeron canadensis, 606 nucleotides. RefSeq names its product small nuclear ribonucleoprotein E-like. Bases 116 to 385 code for a protein of 89 amino acids. The transcript has 6 exons. Gene Ontology annotation, cellular component: U5 snRNP; U4/U6 x U5 tri-snRNP complex; U4 snRNP. Gene Ontology annotation, molecular function: RNA binding. The record is from RefSeq and is a predicted model, not a curated record. Gene Ontology annotation, biological process: mRNA splicing, via spliceosome; spliceosomal snRNP assembly. NCBI's taxonomy places the organism in Eukaryota, Viridiplantae, Streptophyta, Magnoliopsida, Asterales, Asteraceae.